Messenger RNA from Saccostrea cuccullata (small rock oyster), 1422 nucleotides. Its product is annotated as galactose-3-O-sulfotransferase 3-like. Gene Ontology annotation, biological process: glycolipid biosynthetic process. The record is from RefSeq and is a predicted model, not a curated record. Gene Ontology annotation, cellular component: membrane. Gene Ontology annotation, molecular function: galactosylceramide sulfotransferase activity. Lineage: Eukaryota; Metazoa; Mollusca; Bivalvia; Ostreida; Ostreidae. Bases 26 to 1201 code for a protein of 391 amino acids. The transcript has 2 exons.
UCAUAGAUUGAACGAUGGUAAAGACAUGAUGGUUGCUCCAGUUACAAAAAUAUGUAUAUGUUUCGGAAUUUUUCUGACUCUUUUUCUCUGCCUAAUGACGGCAAACUAUGAUUACCACACACUGUUGCCGAAUUAUUGGAAGUACAGAAACACAAACCAAAUAGCUGUAUUGAAUAAAGUUAGCAACUACCGGUAUUUUCCAACAAAGCAAACACCAAGUCAACAUAUAGCUUUCUUGAAAGUUCACAAAACAGGAAGUACAACGGCUCAGGGAAUCUUCCUUCGUUACGGACUCAAAAGAAAUUUAACUUUUGUCGUCGCCAAUAAUAAAUCAACGUAUCCUAACGUUAUCAGUAUAGAGGAAUCUGUUAUACCUGGAUACAAUAUCGUUCCACCUCCUAAAGGCAGAAGAUACGAAAUAUUGUGUUUCCAUGUUGUUUAUAACCGUUCCGCUUUUGAAGGAAUUAUGCCAAAUGAUACAAAAUACAUAGGUAUUGUCCGUGAACCGUUUCAGCAAUUCAAAUCAAUCAUUCGGUAUUUUGAUUACGCUAAACAUAAUAAAUAUGCCCAGUUCCUUCGUCAGUUUCUACAGAAUAUUACUUUGUCUAAAAACAAGGAAAACCAUAAUCCAGCAACGACCGUUUUGAACAACAGAAUGGCAUUUGAAUUUAAUUUUCCAUUGCACCUUUUUGAUUCUUUCAGUUUGCACGAGGUUAAGCAGUAUUUACAGAAACUUGAUGAGGAGUUCGACCUUGUCAUUAUAAACGAGUAUAUGGAAGAAUCAGUCGUCCUUUUAAGACGAAUGUUAAACUGGGAUGUUCAGGAUGUUCUUUUUGUCAAUCUGAAUGUUAAUCAAGGAAGUUCAGACUUAAAUAAAGUUGGACUGAAAGAAGUACGUUUAUAUCGAAAGUAUGCUGCACUUGAUUACGAAUUAUACAACUUCUUUCUAAAACGAUUAUGGAAACAAAUUAAUUCUUAUGGGCAUGAUAUUCUAGAAGAAAUUUCAUAUUACAAAUUGUUAAGGAAGAACUUAGAAAGCUUUUGCAAUAGCAAGGAGACGCCUAUACUGAUUGUAGAAGAAUCAAACUGGAGUUCGUCAUUCCAAGUGACACAUGAGGAUUGUGACUUUAUGAGGCAGGGGGAGUUUUGGUAUCUUAACGAAAUAAUGAAGCAGCAAUAUUCAAAGAAAACUGUAUAUUGACCACAUACCUCUAGCCUCCCCCUUUAUUAUGUUAUAUCAUACCAGGUCUUUGAACUUUUAUCGGGAAAAUUUAUAACAAAAUCAAGCGCACCAACUAAUUUUUCUCACAAAAGAAAUGUAACACAUUAGGCUCGAUAAGAUCAUGCAAUGAAGAUAUACUGAAGUAAUAUUUGCUAAAAUCAAACUUUUAAAUUACCUGAUAAGAAAAGAUGUAUGAAAUA